Molecule: messenger RNA, 804 nt
Organism: Amphimedon queenslandica
Lineage: Eukaryota; Metazoa; Porifera; Demospongiae; Haplosclerida; Niphatidae
Product: vesicle transport through interaction with t-SNAREs homolog 1B-like
Exons: 8
Coding region: 77-742 (221 amino acids)
Biological process (GO): macroautophagy; retrograde transport, endosome to Golgi; vesicle fusion with Golgi apparatus
Cellular component (GO): endoplasmic reticulum membrane; Golgi apparatus; ER to Golgi transport vesicle membrane
Molecular function (GO): SNAP receptor activity; SNARE binding
Source: RefSeq, a predicted model, not a curated record
CAUUUUAUCCUGCUGACCAAAAAUAAUCUAGAAUUUAGAAUUAAUUCAUAUUGUUGUGGGUGGGGCUAGAACAAUAAUGUCUUCAGAGAGGCUAGAGAGAUACGAAGAGAAUUUAAAGUCUCAACUGAGAGACCUAGAAGCGCUCGUUUCCCACACACUACCUAGCUUAAGAGGAGACGAACUGAGAAGAUACGUGAGACAAGCUGAACACAAGUUGGAAGAUGCUGAGAAUGAAUACAGUCAGUUACAGGUGGAACUUAAAAGAGCCCCUCGCUCGUUCCAACAAGAGUACAACCUUAGUAUGGCACGUUAUAAGAAUGAACUCAACUCAUUGAAAAGAAACCUGAUAUCUUAUUCUUCAAAAUCAGCUCGUACUGAGCUACUAUCUAGAGAUGAUGAUUCCACAUCAUUUGGAGCAACAAACGAUGGCUAUGAUCAAGUAUUGAGGAACACUGAGGCUAUGAAGAGGGCAACUUAUAGCGUCCACAAGGCUCAAGAGAUAUCAGCUGAAACAGAUCAAAUUGCUGACAAUAUAGUUAAUGAACUGGGAGAACAAAGACAGACAUUAUUGCGUACUAGAGAUAGGGUGUCUGGUUUUGAUGCUCAAAUGAAUCAGACUAGAAGUUUGCUUCGAAAAAUUGCCUGCCAAACUGUUCAAAAUCGAUUUAUUCUCAUUGCUGUGAUAAUAGUGGAAGUAUUAAUACUGAUUCUUGUCACAUGGCUCAAGUUUUUCAAGAAAUAAUUAACAAUAAUAAUUAUAACUUGCUUCACUUUGUAUGGUACUAACAUUGUAUUAUCACCAAA